Amaranthus tricolor (Joseph's coat) is the source of this 1701-nucleotide messenger RNA. Its product is annotated as RHOMBOID-like protein 4. Gene Ontology annotation, molecular function: serine-type endopeptidase activity. Bases 260 to 1429 code for a protein of 389 amino acids. NCBI's taxonomy places the organism in Eukaryota, Viridiplantae, Streptophyta, Magnoliopsida, Caryophyllales, Amaranthaceae. The transcript has 6 exons. Gene Ontology annotation, cellular component: membrane. The record is from RefSeq and is a predicted model, not a curated record. Gene Ontology annotation, biological process: proteolysis.
UGAGAACAUAGACGUCGUCUGCACUUUGAAGUUUGAACGAAGAAAGCAAAGGUGUUAGGUGUAGUAGAUACCAGUUCUAACCAAACCUGCCAUGGAAGAAGCAAAGCCACCAUACCUAUAAUCGUUGACCUUUAUCCUCUAUUGUAUACUUCUUUCUUCAAUUUUACAUCCCAAUCUUUCUUUUUGUAUUGGAUAAACUAUCAAUGCUGUUGGACUAGUUCUUCCAAAAUCCAAAUUCAAAGUACUGCAGAAUUCAAAAAUGGUUCGAGAUUCAUCUCAAGAAAUCCCAUUACGUGGGAGUUCAAGGGAAAAUAUGAUUCAUCCAGUUGAUGUUGAUGGUGGUGCUACAAGAUCAUAUACGCCUAUGCCCCCAAUGUCGAAUCAAGUUCAAGUCAAGCAUUUUAAGAAGUGGUUUCCAUGGCUGAUUCCUUCCAUUGUUGUUGCUAAUAUAAUUAUGUUUAUCAUCACUAUGUAUGUCAAUAAUUGCCCUAAAUAUUCCAUCUCUUGCUUAGCUCCUUCUUUGGGUCGCUUUGCUUUUCAACCUUUCAAAGAAAACCCUCUUCUUGGUCCUUCUGCUCUUACGCUUGAUAAAAUGGGGGCUUUAGCUAUAAAAAAAGUGGUAGAUCAUCACCAGGGAUGGCGUCUGAUAAGUUGUAUUUGGUUACAUGGUGGCGUUUUCCAUCUGCUGGCGAACAUGUUAGGUUUGCUAGUUAUUGGAAUCAGGAUGGAGAGAGAAUUUGGAUUUGUAAAGAUUGGCUUGCUUUAUGUCAUUUCUGGACUUGGUGGAAGUUUGUUGUCUGGCCUUUUUGUGCGAUCAAACAUCUCUGUUGGGGCCUCUGGUGCAGUUUUUGGAUUACUAGGUGCUAUGCUUUCCGAGUUGAUAAUGAAUUGGACUAUAUAUAGUAACAAGGUUGCAUCAUUGGUGAUGCUAGUACUCAUUGUUGCUGUCAACUUGGGUGUCGGUAUUCUACCUCAUGUCGACAACUUUGCUCACAUUGGUGGGUUUACUUCCGGGUUUUUCCUCGGUUUUGUGUUUCUGAUUCGACCCCAAUUUGGAUGGGUAAGCCAGAAAUACAUGCCGCCUGGCUAUUCACCAGGAUCAAGGAGACGUAAAUACAAGAUAUAUCAGUGUACUUUGUGGAUCAUCUCCCUGAUUAUUCUCAUUGUUGGGUUCGCAGUUGCAUUGGUUAUGGUCUUCAGAGGAGUUGAUGGAAAUAAACAUUGUUCUUGGUGCCAUUAUUUGAGUUGUGUUCCUACGUCAAGAUGGAGCUGCAAUACAGAGCCUGGAUCCUGUACGCAAGAGAAUAUUGGAAAUCAGAUGAAGUUGACAUGCUUAACCAACGGGAAGUCGAAAACGUACGACUUGUCUAAUAUCACCAACUCUCAGCUAAACGGGCUCUGUGCGCAGCUCUGCAGCAACUUUGGAUAGCUAUCCAUGGAUUGAUGUAGAUGACAGUCAUGUAAAGCCACACAUCAUUCUUGUUCUUGUAAAUCAACCACAUCUAAUUCACUUAUGCAGAGAGGACUUCUAAGUUGAAUGCAUUUUUUUUUAGUGACAAUAUUUUCUGUCCCUUUCCUAACAUUUUUUUGUUUCCAUUGUUCUUAUUCAUGACACUUUACAUACUACAUAUAUAUAGGUUUUGUUUUUUAUGAAUGCAAGAAACUAAUUUAGCUAAUAUUUACCAGUCAUUUUUUCUUUUA